Molecule: messenger RNA, 1489 nt
Organism: Emericellopsis atlantica
Lineage: Eukaryota; Fungi; Ascomycota; Sordariomycetes; Hypocreales; Bionectriaceae
Product: S-adenosyl-L-methionine-dependent methyltransferase
Exons: 1
Coding region: 475-1266 (263 amino acids)
Biological process (GO): tRNA wobble uridine modification
Cellular component (GO): cytoplasm; nucleus
Molecular function (GO): S-adenosylmethionine-dependent methyltransferase activity; tRNA binding
Source: RefSeq, a predicted model, not a curated record
UCUGGUUUCAAGGCCCAUUGUGGGUUUGUUUCGUUCAUGUUUUGACUGGUGAGGCAGAGGCUGGCUCGUCCAUGCUGCAGGGUACCUACGAACGCAGCUUUCCUUCGCUGCAAAGCCUGCAAUAGCAACAAAUAAAUAUAGAAAAGUCAGGGGGGUUGACGUGCUAAUUAAUGACAAGUCAUGGAGUCAAUCAACUAGAUUAUUCUUCCGAAAAGGUCCACUUAUUGUGUUGACGUGAACGGUGAACGAACCCAUGGAGCAGCGCCAAAGCAUGAACCACCACCAAACGCGCAUGGCACUCUUCCAGUCCGACAACAUUCAUCCAGUCCCCAGCAAGCAAGCGUCGACUCACGUUGGCGCCGACACACACGUCAGUCAGUCAUCCCAACGUUCAUUCAGACAAGAACACCGAACUUAGCGUCCGCGGACGUAGUCCUGUGGUCUGUCUACGCACACGCCCUCCCUGGCCACAGCAUGUCAUCCUCAUUUGAACCUCAUCAGCGGCCGUCACCACCACCACCACCAGCCCAAACUGGGCAGCAGCAGCCUAAUAACGCAGGCCAUGAUCGUGACGAGGAUGCCACCGCCGCCGCGUCGUACGAGGCCACACACGUCCACAGCGUCUACAAUGCCAUUGCGCCACACUUCUCCGCCACGCGCCACAAGCCCUGGCCCUUCAUCGCCUCGUUCCUCUCCUCGCUGCCCACUGGCGCCGUUGGCCUAGACGUCGGCUGCGGCAACGGCAAGUAUCUCGACGUCAACCCGGGCCUGUUCCUCUUCGGCUCCGACAGGAGCGACGCCCUCGUCCAGCUGGCCCAGACGGAGCGCAAGGCAGAGGUCGUCGUCGCCGAUGGCCUCGCGCUACCCUACCGCCCGGACAAGGCCGACUUUGCCAUCUGCAUCGCCGUCAUACACCACCUCUCCACCCGGGCCCGGCGGCAGGAGGCCAUCGCCAAGCUCCUCGCGUGCGUGCGUCCCGACGGUGGCAUGGUCCUCAUCUACGUCUGGGCCCUCGAGCAGUCGUCCAGCCGCCGGGGCUGGAACGAGGAUAGUGCCCAGGACACGCUCGUACCCUGGGUCAUGCGCGCCAAAAAGGGGUCUGACGACGCCGACAGGACCUUUCAGCGCUACUAUCACCUCUACCGCGAGGGGGAGCUCGAGGAGGACGUGCGGGCCGCCGGUGGCUUCGUCAAGGAGGCGGGCUACGAGCGGGAUAACUGGUACGUCAUUUGUGAAAGAACAGACAAUGAAAAGCCAGGUUCAUGAUGAAACUUCUCUGUGGUGGGUGCCCACGUUCCGUCGUGCUUCUGUUGCGUGUGACCUUUCCAUGGCUGUCAGAAGCCUUCGUGUAGCCUCCGAUCAGGCAGUGAGCCUUGAAACCUGCGUGAGUCACAACAGAAAACGGGUCACGUCGGUUCUCGGAACGUGCCUGUCGAGUCCUCUCCCAACUCACGCAAACACGCCCACGUACGCCCUGACAAACACCUCG